GUCAAACGCUCUGGCUGAUGUGGGUAUCGGGGUUUGGCUCAUGAAAGAACAAUCUUUAAAAAAGUCGGUAUGUCUAAUGAAGCGCAACACUGUUCUGAAGCUCACGCUUCAAGUUGUGUUGUAUUUCUAUCCCUUGGAAGGCUCCCGUCUGUAAUAUUCAGUGUCAUUUUGUUGUCAAUCUCUCUUUGACCUGUAAAUUGUCAAGGAAGCUGUAGGGCCUAGCACUUUUCAGCAAGCCGACGGAAUUCAACGAUCUGAUCUCGAUCGAACGACGAUGUCGAAAUUAAAAGGUUGUGCUUCACUCGGGGCUUCACUGCUGCACGUAUGGUGGAUGGCAUUCUUGUUCCAUAUUUGUCUUGGCAUCGGUCGUGGCGUACCGAAUUCAGCACCCGUGAUCAUCGACGAUAUCGCCAAGGACCUUCAAACGACCACAGCUGUUGUUGGGAUGUUGCUCGCUUCGUACACAGUUCCAUUUGGUAUUUCAGGACCAAUAGUGUCUUACGCUCUCAACGUUGUAGGAUGUCGACCGGUAAUAAUGAUGGGUGGUGUUGUGCUGUCUGCAGGAAUAUUCAUCAUGGCAUUCGCAAGGCACAUUGCGUUCAUUUGGAUUGGAUACAGUCUGCUUGGAGGGAUUGGAGGAAGUGCCAUCUACACUGCAUCUACAGCUACCAUUCGACAGUACUACUCCGACCGUCACUAUGCUCUAGCUAAUGGUGCGGCAAUUACAGGCGUCUCCAUGUCGGUGUUUGUCUUUUCCCCAGUUCUCAGGGUCCUUGCUUCCUACUACGGAUGGAGGGGGGCUUUAGUGAUUGCUUCGGCCAUAUCGCUUAACACUGUUGUCAUUGGUGCACUCAUAAAACCUGAGGUCAUCAGGAAACGAAGACCGGUGGUCAGUGAUGACUGCAAAGUAUCCAACCUUAAUCAUGACAAUGAUGAUGAUGUGAAAAACGGCACACAUGAACUCCUGCUUCGAAAAACUUUCUCUGACCAACAACCUACUUCCUGUAUGGAGUCUUCAGAAACAAAAGACUUAGGCUCUUCUGUGGGAGCUGCCGAAAACCGUAGUGAAUCGUCUGACACCAAAGAAUGUUAUCCAUCAUCAACGGGUAUUCCAGCCCAUGGUGAUGACCGUCUCUGUGACUCAGAUGAAGAUAUCGACGAAAACAAAGAAUUGGUAGAAGAAGGUCUAGUAGUUUUGGAUAGACACGUUGAUGUCAAGUCUGGCGUCUCCAUGACAAAGGACAAUAGAUGCUCUCGAUCCAGUGUCUCUGGAGAAGACAAUCUUUCGAGUUGUCAAGAUUGCACCGGUAGUCAAACUGGAGUGAAUGAUAUCCCAAAUGAAUAUCAUAACCUUGAGAAUGCAAAGGUUGUACGAUCUACUUUCAGAAUAUCCAAACUUUGCAAGUUCAGUGCCAAACCCAUCAGCCGGACAACUUCCAUUUGCCACGCUGCACUUCUCGUUGCCAUAUUUUUCUUGUCAGGUACCUACAUGACGUGUAGUAUCUUCCUUGCCCCUGCUGGAACGCAUGGAGGACUCUCUCCCAUGCAGGCAGCUACACUCCUCUCUGCCGUAGGGAUUUCUCAAGCCGUUGGCCGUUUUUCCAAUGGCAUCAUAGUGAUGAAAGGGUAUGUGAAAACCACGCAUCUGUACAUAGGAGCACAGAUACUAAUGGCAUCGUCCUCACUGGUCCUGGGACUCCUGAUAAGGGUUUAUGCGGUUGCUGUCUUGGCAUCUUUGACCCUCGGAGUAUCUGCAGGGACUAUUGUCUCACUCAACAUCGUCAUGCAGAGGGUGAUCGAUGACUGUGCCAAUUCAAUCUCCUUGGGAUGGCUUCUCCUUGUCGAAGGUUUUGGAGGUCUUUUCGGCAGUUUGGCAUUGGGUUAUCUGAAGGAUGUGACUGGUAGCUUUCUUCUCACUUUCGUUCUGGCUGCAGUUUUCUCGUCACUGUCUGCUGCCCUCAGUGUUUUCAUCCUUAUUCUCAAAAGACGGGAAGCAAUGACCUUGAAAAGGGGCAAAUCCAGAACCAAAGCAAUCUGAUUUUCCAAAAACUGUUUUUCCCUUUUUAUGAAACAAUAAUGUUUGGCACGACGCUGGCUCCUGGCUUUAUUCUGUCUAAGAUGUAGGGUUAGGGCUAGGGUUGCAAUAGGGUUUUGUGUUAGAUUCAGGGUAGCAUGGUAGGAUAUGGUUAAUCCAAUGUGGAGCAAUAUUAUUGUCGCCGGAGCUGGCGAAAGAUCGUGAUUCGGCAUCGCCAUGCUCCACCAAAGUGCCAUCAGAGACCGUGUUGGGUGGGUCUGUAACGUCUGUAGUCAGAUACUGCGACUUAUUGCUACGGACUCUGAGAAAAGAUGUUAACAGCCACAAUUAUAUGAUUAUAGACAAGUAAUUAAAGACGUUAAUUUUGAUUUGUCACUCUCCAUCUAGGAGAUAAAUGAGUUUUGGAAAUUUUACCUUGCAUCCCCACUUCACUUUGCUAUAUUGUGUAAUUUGAAAUAUUGUGUUUAUCAUCAGUAUCGUCAUCAAUUUUUUAUGAUCUUUAUAUUACUAUUAUAAUGAUUCUUAUCUCAUUAUUUCACAUGCACAACCUAUAUAAAGAGAUAUAUACGUAGAUUCGAACAAUUUUAUAUCAUGUUUCUAAAUUACGCGUUUUUAUUGCUCAAUUACUUUUAUUAUUUUCAUCACAAUUGUCAUAUUAAAUGCGAUUGGUUAUAUUGAAAAAUUUAGGCUAUUAUGUACAUUAUGAAACAAGUAAUUUUAAGAAUGAAUCGAUCUUUGAUGUGAAUAGAGAAUCACAAAUACUCUUCAUAUAAUAAAAUAAGACUAUCCACUGCAAUGAAGCAGUGAGGGAAGAGAAUGUGCAGGCAUGCUGCAGUGGAAACCUGAAAACUGUUACCUGGAAAACUACGUCAAGAGGGAAAAAUAAUUUCUGAAGAAUACAAGAAAAAGUCCUCUAGUGUGUACAGGAGAAUAUGGACAAAUUCGGGGGACAAAUAAAGAUAUUGAAGAAUGAAUUGAGGGCGCUCGAGAACGACAAUGGUUAAGAGUGAAAUAGAGAGGGACAGUAGAGAGAGAGGGAGAGACACAUAGAGGGAAGAAGGGGGUGCUAAAAGCUUGAGAUAAAUUAAAUGGGAAUUCAACUGUGUUCAACUCUUUGAGUUAAUCCAGUAUAAUUAUGGUUAUGAGUGGUGCCAUAUCUGUUUAAAAAAAAUAUUCAAAUGCAGUUACGAAACGCUCAGAUCAGGGGCACGUUCGGGAGCAUAAUAACGCCACCUCGACGCCCACUGGCGUACAGAUGAG
Messenger RNA from Lytechinus variegatus (green sea urchin), 3295 nucleotides. RefSeq names its product monocarboxylate transporter 13-like. Gene Ontology annotation, molecular function: monocarboxylic acid transmembrane transporter activity. The record is from RefSeq and is a predicted model, not a curated record. The transcript is spliced from 4 exons. Gene Ontology annotation, biological process: monocarboxylic acid transport; transmembrane transport. Lineage: Eukaryota; Metazoa; Echinodermata; Echinoidea; Temnopleuroida; Toxopneustidae. The coding region runs from base 275 to 2038 and encodes 587 amino acids.